CUCCGACUUUGAUAGUUCUGUGCUUCGUCAUCUGGUCAUCGGGAGGAUCAGUCUCUGACUUAUCGGUUCCCAAUCGACUCGUUCCCUUGAAGCAACAUUGACCUGUUGUAUCAUGAGCUUCUUACUUUCGUGCCCCUAGGAUGCGUCUCUUGCCUAAGGGCACCGUGGCUCUUACAUACAUUAUGCACGAUUAUAAUUCUAAAUUCUGGCACUCUUGUUGAUCUGAAAUUGGGGAAAUCAAUAUAUGGCGAUGAUGAUAAAUCUAAGGCUUGUUUCUCAGUACAUUCGCAGUUGCCGCCUAAGAGCUUUCACCCUGCCAGGUUUGAAAGCUGAUGCUGCUAAUUCCUUCCUUGGAUGUCUGAGCCAUGCUGAUUUUCCCUAUUUUUUUUAUUUUGCUUCUGCUGGUUUUCGUUUUAGGUUGCCGCCUAAGAGCUUUCGCCCUGCCAGACAUUUGUGUGUUAUUUGCAUACAAACAUCUUUCUUAGUUUUCACAAUUAUAUUAUAUGCUGGUAGUUUGGUUGGUAUGAAAGUGGGAAGUCAAUUCAUGGCGAUGAUGAUAAAACUAAGGCUUGUUUCUCAGUACAUUUGCAGUUGCCGCCUAAGAGCUUUCGCCCUGCCAGGUUUGAGAGCUGAUGCUGCUAAUUCCUUCCUUGGAUGUCUGAGCCAUGCUGAUUUCCCCAGUGUAUCUUUUUUUUUGUGUGCUAGUUUUUGUUUUUUUGGGUUUGUUUUUAUCAUUACCGAUAGAUCGUCUGUAGUAACAUCAUCAUGA
This is a messenger RNA of Lolium rigidum, 769 nucleotides long. RefSeq lists its product as uncharacterized. The record is from RefSeq and is a predicted model, not a curated record. The transcript has 3 exons. The coding region runs from base 245 to 769 and encodes 174 amino acids. Lineage: Eukaryota; Viridiplantae; Streptophyta; Magnoliopsida; Poales; Poaceae.